CUGCAGCAGCACUGUGUAGCUGCAGGUACAGUAAAGGUGACUCUAAGCUCUCAGGUGACUGGACUGUUUACAAGUUUACUCUGAAACUUCAGGGUGUUUCGUGCUGGUUUCAUGGCUUUCCUUACCAAUGCCACCAUCCUGCUGGUCCUCGCUUGUAUUUCCCAUCAGCUGGUGUUGAGCAGCUGCCAGAAGAGCCAUGGACGGAGGGGAAGAGGCGUGGACAGAGGACAACACAAGGACAAGCCAGGGCUGAAAGUGGGCCGCCAAGCCAAAUCUGCCCCUGCACAGCCCAUUAAAGGCAAAAUGGUCACCAAAGACAAGUCAGAGUGCACCUGGGCAGCAACAGGUGAUGAUUUCUUCACCCUCGGUUUGACCUGCAAGAAGGGGGACAAGAGCUUCAGCUGUGAAUAUGUCGCCAGACCGGCUGUCUGUCCCCAGUAUGCUUCCAACGUCAAACUUUACUGGAAGCAAAUCACCAGAGCGCUGAGGAAGCAAAAGAGUUUGUGCAAAGACAGUAGUGUGUUGGUCAGGGCGGGUGUGUGCAGAGGAGCUGCCAGAGAUGCUCAUUUCAGGCUCCGUAAUGCUCAGAGGAAGACUUACCCACCUUCCACUCCAAAACCAGCUCCCAGUGCUGUCAAAUCCUGUCAGCCUAAAAACAAGAAGCUGGCGGAGGAGCACUGCGGCAGCUCCUGGUCGAGUUUUUGCACAUUCUUUUUCACUAUGGUGCAGGAUUAUGAUUGCUGAGACAGAAACAGUUGAGAACUUAAAUACAUUCAGCUCUCUAUCUCCAU
This is a messenger RNA of Epinephelus fuscoguttatus (brown-marbled grouper), 791 nucleotides long. It is a transcript of the gene fgfbp1a, whose product is annotated as fibroblast growth factor binding protein 1a. Gene Ontology annotation, molecular function: growth factor binding. Gene Ontology annotation, biological process: cell-cell signaling. NCBI's taxonomy places the organism in Eukaryota, Metazoa, Chordata, Actinopteri, Perciformes, Serranidae. The transcript is spliced from 2 exons. Bases 112 to 744 code for a protein of 210 amino acids. The record is from RefSeq and is a predicted model, not a curated record.